This is a messenger RNA of Arvicanthis niloticus (Nile rat), 2060 nucleotides long. RefSeq names its product ubiquitin conjugating enzyme E2 V2 (gene Ube2v2). The record is from RefSeq and is a predicted model, not a curated record. Lineage: Eukaryota; Metazoa; Chordata; Mammalia; Rodentia; Muridae.
UGACGUCCUGCGUGCGGCGGUGGGUCUGGGAGCAGGAGAAGAUGGCGGUCUCCACAGGAGUUAAAGUUCCUCGUAAUUUUCGCUUGUUGGAAGAACUUGAAGAAGGACAGAAAGGAGUAGGUGAUGGUACGGUUAGCUGGGGCCUUGAAGACGACGAAGACAUGACACUUACAAGGUGGACAGGCAUGAUUAUUGGGCCACCAAGGACAAACUAUGAAAACAGAAUAUAUAGCCUGAAAGUAGAAUGUGGAUCUAAAUACCCUGAAGCUCCUCCAUCAGUUAGAUUUGUAACAAAAAUUAAUAUGAAUGGGAUCAAUAAUUCCAGUGGAAUGGUGGAUGCACGGAGCAUACCAGUAUUAGCAAAAUGGCAGAAUUCCUAUAGCAUUAAAGUUGUGCUUCAAGAGCUAAGACGUCUUAUGAUGUCCAAAGAAAAUAUGAAGCUUCCACAGCCACCGGAAGGACAGACGUACAAUAACUAAUUCUAGUGGAUCUCAAACUUGUCUUAAAUCAAAUCAACAACCUUCUACUCAUGUUAUUGUCUUGAUUAAAUAUCACCAUGCAAAAUACCCACACAUUAAGUAAAAGAAUUGCAGCUGAUAAACAUGACCUGGACAGUUGUAAGAAUAUAUUUAAUAUAUGUACACCUAUUAUGUUUUCAGGUAACAAGAGAAGUGCAGCACAAUUUUUUUUUGUCUUCUUAAAGCACUGUCGUUUAAACAUGAACCUGAAGUACUCAAAGUGGAAUUCAGGUUUUCAAGACAGAAGCAUGUUUAAAAAGUGUCAAAUGGCCAUGGAAACUUUUGUUUUUCUGAAAAGUAAAGUCUCAAGAAGGAAGAACAGAAAUGGCAUGCUUUAUCCAUCCUAUGUAGAGCUGCAGUUGGAGUUGUUUAAAGUAGCAGAUAGAAUGACUAGUCACCACCUGUGUUAACUCUUGAAGCGGUGUGGGUACUGACUACUAUUAGUAUCAAAAAUAGGUUCAGGAUUGUUUUGAUACCUGUAUUUAUAAUAAAAAGAUGUUUGGGGUUUUGAAUUUCUGUUAAAAACUGUUCCUGUUUGUUACAUAUAACAGACAUAAUUUGUUUACAGUCUUUGUUUAAUAAAACAUGCUUAGAAGUUUUAAGUGAAGUCAGCAAAAAGGAAAUAGGGUUAUGGAUAUGUGAUUUUGAGAUGAAAGUUAGGCUUAAAAUGUAAAUAAAAUAUGGAAUGUGUCUUCAGAGACUGUGCUAUUUUUGUUAUGUUGAUAUAUGUUAUAGUAGCCAUAUCAAGGUAGCAAAAUUGGGGCUUAUUAAGCUAAGCAUGGUAAUGGCAGAGGCAGGAAGCUCCAGGCCAGCCUGGGCUGGUACAUAAAACUGCAUUUAAAACAAAAUAAGAAAUAUUGAGAGAAUAGCAAAGAUUUUCAUUGAAAUUCUAUUUUAUAUGCUUAUGUUUUGAACUUACAGAGCAUUUGUUUUGACAUCGUACAUGCUCAGUUUAAUUUCUUUGCACAAAGAGGUAUCUCAGUUGCUACAUCUCAAAUUUUAUAUCAUCAUAGGUAAUAUUCAAAAAGAUCUUUGAAUUUUAGCAGUUUUAUAGUUACAGACUGCAUAUUAUUCAAGCAUUCAUUCACCUUUUCUUUGUGACAUUUUUAUUUUUCUACAAAGCUUUUGGUUCAUUAUAGUUGACUGAAUUGAAGAUGUUUCCUCCCCAUCUUUAAACUUUCUUGUUAUUUUAUUUGUGUGUGUGUGUUUGCAUGUGUGUGUACUUGUGUAAAGGUCAGAGGUUACCUUUGGAGUUGGUUCUUGCCUUCACUUUUAUGUAUGUUCCCGUUGUUGAACUUCGAUUACCAUGUAUCGUGUAUGUGAACAAGUGCCUUUACUGUGGAGCCAUCUCAUUGGUCCCUCUUCUAAGACCAACGAAAGUUAAUUUUACCAUUCCACUCCAUGUUCACUUUAAUGAAUAUAUGUCUGAAGUUAGAAGUUUGUUUUUAUUCUUUAUCAAAUUGACAAAUUUUGAUUGUCAAAAUAAAAAAUUAGAUGUUCAAACUUUGCCUAUAAAGAAAGUAAAGGAAAGUGUUACUUGUA